AUGGACAUCGGCGCUGAUAAGUUGCGUCGGGAAAUUCAGAUCAUUCUCAAAGAUGCAGAUUUGAAUACUUUAUCAUCAAAAAAAGUUCGACAAAUGCUUGAAGCUUUGUUCAAAUGUGAUUUUACCGAGCGAAAAAAAGAAAUCGAUGAUAUUCUCAUGGCAGAAAUCACGACACGUGAUGCAAAUCAAACCAACAAUGAUGAACAAGACGAAGAGGAUGAACAAGUGGAAACGUCGGACGACGACAAGCCGGCACCAUCGAAUGCGAAGAAAUCGAAGAAACAGCAACGACGUACAAAUCAUAAUAACAAUACCAUUCAACAGAUAGCUAAAUCCGAUGAAGAAUUAGCUAUGGAAAUUCACCAACAAGAAAAUCGACCUAGUCUAAGACAUUCAAGACCAGUUAAAACAACAAGUUCGGUAUCGAAUAAAAAGUCUUCAUCAGUGAAAGCGGAACGUCGAAAAACGUCAUAUAACAAAGAAUUGGAUCUAAGUGAUCAACUAGCCAGUGUGGUUGGUGGAAAUCAAAUGCCACGCUCGGAAGUUGUAAAACGUAUGUGGGCUUAUUUCAAAGAACAUAAUUUAUUGGAUCCACAUAAUAAACAAUAUGUAAAUUGUGAUGAAACACUUGCUAAAUUAUUUGGUAAAGAUUCUUUUGAUCUCAUUCGAUUGAUUCCGUUUUGUGUCAUAGGUCGAAAACGUAUUCGUGCAUUUGGUAUGUUAAAAGAUUUAACCAAACAUAUGAGUGAUCCGGAUAAACAAUAG
Adineta ricciae is the source of this 765-nucleotide messenger RNA. NCBI's taxonomy places the organism in Eukaryota, Metazoa, Rotifera, Eurotatoria, Adinetida, Adinetidae. The record is from the annotation of a GenBank genome assembly.